Athalia rosae (coleseed sawfly) is the source of this 799-nucleotide messenger RNA. RefSeq names its product E3 ubiquitin-protein ligase RNF180-like. Gene Ontology annotation, biological process: protein polyubiquitination; norepinephrine metabolic process; serotonin metabolic process. The transcript is spliced from 3 exons. Gene Ontology annotation, cellular component: endoplasmic reticulum membrane. Bases 51 to 563 code for a protein of 170 amino acids. Lineage: Eukaryota; Metazoa; Arthropoda; Insecta; Hymenoptera; Athaliidae. The record is from RefSeq and is a predicted model, not a curated record. Gene Ontology annotation, molecular function: ubiquitin conjugating enzyme binding; ubiquitin protein ligase activity.
UCUCGAACAGUGGUAGAGCGAUUAAAUACCAAUGUAUUGUUGAGGAGACAAUGCCAGCAAGAGUAACAGAAGUGAAAUGCAAGCGAUGCCGAAAGGUUCUUUUUACAGAGGAAGCUACACCGCUUUUAACUGCUCACAGCGAGAUACGGAGUGGACCUACUCAUUUUAGAUGUGGUACUGGUGCUCCGGAGUACUGUCUCUAUAUUUCAGAGGAAAAUAUACCAGACUGGAUAAGAGAUGCUGUAGACAAGGAAUAUUGGAUAAAAGGAAAAAUCCAUUGCCCACAUUGCCACAGUCGUCUAGGAUCGUUUGAUUUUGUAAGUCAGACAAAGUGUGACUGCGGGGAAUACCUACCACCACCAAUUAGGAUAAUUCAUUGUAAAGUGGAUAGAUUAUCGGACACAGGAUCAAACCUACCAUUCCUACCUCUACCUAGAAUUGCUUACAACCCUCCAAGAGAUAAUUAUGUACCACCUCUACAAAUAAUAGCACUCAACAGACACGGUCACGUGGUAAACGUAGGAAAUUUAGCGACUAAUGAUGUAGGGAGUAUUCAACCAUAGGCGCAUUCAUUAUCUAUAAAUGUCGUACGUAAAAUCUGGACUAAACUUUGAAUGACUGAUUUUCAUCUCGAACAAUGUACGGAGUACAGUGUAUGUAUACAAGAUCAGCACAAUAGUUUUUCUCCAGGAUUUCACAUCUGAUGAUACGAUGUUCAAUUAUACAUAACUGAAUAAAUAUUUAUUGUAAAACGCUUUUGUAAUAUUGUGAUAUAAUAAAGACCAAAUCUACAUGUGCA